Molecule: messenger RNA, 1184 nt
Organism: Geodia barretti
Lineage: Eukaryota; Metazoa; Porifera; Demospongiae; Tetractinellida; Geodiidae
Source: the annotation of a GenBank genome assembly
UUGGCCGAUCGAAUCAUCUUGUCUCUCGGACUGGGCAGCAGUGGACAAGAUAUCUCGCCUUCACUUAGUUAUCGUCCCAUUAAUGUGGGUCCUGUCAACAAUCUAGCUUUUUUAAGUGUUCCUGACAUUCCUUUGCCCAUCGAUCGGCCUUCUGCCCUCUGUGCUGGAGGCUCAACCACCUCUGGGAGUGGAGACCCGUGCAGUUCCCAGCCUACAAACUCAGCACCACUGAGAAGAAACUCCCGAGACACUGAACAAGUCUGCCACCAGUUCACCGUACCACACAACCGUCGCUCAGUUAGAGAGGAGCUGAAAGGUCCACGACUACACAAGCGCCAAUCAACCUUCAACCCCAAACCUCUUUCCCUGGACCCAACACCUUUUAACCUCGCGGAGCACGGCUCGCGCUACAGACGACAAGUCCAAAGCACCACCUGCGAGUUCCAGCACAUCCUCUUCAUCCUCGACACAUCGGACAGCAUUGGAGAGGCAAACUUUCACAGAAUGACGGGCCUACUCGCACAACUAACGGCUCUGUUCUGCAAGAAACUGAAAAUCGCCAUGAUGACUUUCGACCACGAGUACUACGUCGAGUUUUGUUUCGAUGAAUACGACAACACUGAUCAAGGACGAGCUGGUGCUGGUAUUGCGAUUGGCACUACUCCCUACGUUCGUCCCGGACAAGACGCCGGGACGAGAUGGACGCACACUGCAGGUGCUGCACAGUGCGCCUGUGAGUACAUGCUCACCCCAACAUGUGGUCUAACCGACCCUGCCGCAGACUGCAUCAAUGUCAUCUUUAUCACAGACGGAGGUGCAAACGAUCCCUCCCUCGACGUCUGCAGGGAGAUACGCUGCCUACACAACCGCAGGGGAGUCGACACGUUUGCCAUUGGCAUCGGAAACCAAGACGAACUGCAGCUUGAAUGCAUGCGAGAAAAUAAUUUGGAGCUUGACGAGUACCACCUCUUCAAUUUCGACACGUUCCCCGAACUGGAGGAGCAGCUUGAGUUGAUCAUACGAAGACUCACUGACCCUACGAAUACUGACUACACGUGUGUUGACACAGCAAGUGAUCCUGCAGCUGGAAGAAAGUAAUAGUCUCAUUCUGGAAUUAAUUGUAGUAGCUCAUUACCACAUGUAGCAUCAAGUGUGACUCAGUAUGUGAACACACCUCUGUGUCA